UUUUAGUUUCCUUCCUCCUGGAAUUGAAAUUUCUGAAGUAGACGUUUCCUUAUCGCAUUCAAUACAAGAAUAUUCAUCUCCUCCAAUCAUCGUUUACUUUUAAGUGACGUCAAUAAGUGUUUAUUAGAACUCCGCGUUUCUGAAAUUUUCCACUACCAGAACAAAUAGCGGUCCUGAUUAGUCGCGUAAUUAAUGAAGCCUUAAAUACUUUUCACGAAAAAAAAAAAAAACUACAAAAAAAGCAACAAUGGUUGUUGGAAACAGAAGAAGAAUUGAAGCCCUUACCAGAGACUUAGUACUCACAAAUGAUCAACUCCAGAAAGUUUCGGUAAAUCUGUUACAUGAAUUUCACAAAGGAUUAUCUUAUGACACUCAUCGAGAUGCUGCUGUAAAAAUGUUCCCUACAUAUGUCACAGACGUGCCAAAUGGAGAAGAACAAGGCAAAUUCCUUGCUCUUGAUCUUGGAGGAACCAAUUUUCGAGUAUUACUCAUAACUCUUGAAGGUGAAGAUUUUCACAUGGAAAAUGAAGUAUUUGGAAUUCCUGAAUCUAUAAUGCUUGGAACUGGCACACAGUUAUUCGAUCAUAUAGCUGAAUGCUUAGCCAAUUUCAUGGAAAGACUAAAUGUUAAAGAUCUCCAAUUACCUCUUGGAUUUACCUUUAGUUUCCCUUGCAAGCAAGAAGGAUUAGCUAGCGCCAGGUUAACAGGCUGGACAAAGGGAUUUAAAUGCUCAGGAGUCGAAGGACAAGAUGUUGUAGAACUACUGCAAGAAGCAGUGCAGAGAAGAGGAGACAUAGACGUGAAUGUAGUAGCAAUUAUAAAUGACACCACAGGAACUCUUAUGUCAUGCGCACACAAAAACAGAGAAUGCAGGAUUGGACUCAUAAUAGGAACAGGGACCAAUGCUUGCUUCAUGGACACUGUAUACGUGAAUGAAGGACGACCUAAGUCAAGACCAUACAUGGCAAAAUUAGAUAAUGAUGUUGAUUUGUGGGAUAGUGAUGCAGUUGAACCCCGCCAAGUAAUUGUAAACACUGAAUGGGGUGCAUUUGGUGACGAUGGUUGUCUUGACUUCAUGAGAACUCAAUAUGAUAGAGAAGUUGACAAUGUUUCUCUCAACCCAGGAAAACAAUUAUUUGAAAAAAUGAUAUCUGGAAUGUACAUGGGAGAAGUUGCUCGACAAGUUUUAGUAAAGCUUACUAAAGAAGGUUUAUUAUUUGGAGGACAAUUUUCCACACAAUUGCUUACACCAUGGGCAUUUAAGACAAAAUAUAUUUCUAUGAUUGAAAGCGAUCGCAAAAACUCAUUCGAAGAAACAAGAAACGUCAUGAAUGAGUUGGGAUUAGAUUAUGCAUCAGACUUUGAUUGUAACAAUGUAAAAUUGGUAUGCGCCAGAGUAUCUACACGAGCUGCUUUUCUAGUGUCAGCAGCUGUCGCUACCAUCUUAAAUAAAAUUAAAAGACCACGUACAACUGUUGGUGUAGAUGGCUCUGUAUACAAAUGUCACCCUCAUUUCCAUGAUUUAAUGGAAAAGAAAAUUGAAGAAUUAACAAUCCCAGAUUAUAAAUUUGAUCUAAUGCUUUCUGAAGAUGGAAGUGGGCGAGGAGCAGCUUUAGUGGCUGCUGUUUCUGAAAGAUCUCGCUAAAUGAAGUGAACUGUACACAUUUAGCAGAUCAAACAUUGUAUAAAGGACUUACGAUCUCCGAAGAUAGUCAUUUGUGACAGAAACCAAACUCUCUGGGCACAGUUUAUCAAGUCAUCGUCUAAAAAGAAUUGUUAAGGCAAACACGACACAGGAUUUAAAUUUGUUAUCAUAUGCUGUAUUGCAAUCUACUUUUGUAUAGUACUUGUAUUACAUAUUUUGUACAUUAAAUGUGUGAUUGCAACCAUUUGAAAAUAUAUGUGUAUUUAAAA
Parasteatoda tepidariorum (common house spider) is the source of this 1914-nucleotide messenger RNA. NCBI's taxonomy places the organism in Eukaryota, Metazoa, Arthropoda, Arachnida, Araneae, Theridiidae. The record is from RefSeq and is a predicted model, not a curated record.